UUCUUCUUCAUCAAAAGAUCAAAUUCAUAAACAUUACUUUCAAUUAAAAUGGCGGACAUCUCAAGCUGGAACGUCGAAUUGGGGGCUACCAAAAUUGAUCCAAAUGAAAAGCUAUUUUUAUUUGGAUAUUCUUGCAAAUUAUUUCCUCCAGAUGAAAAGGCUGUCUACAUUGAAAAAGGGCAGCAUCUCAUUCCAUGGAUGGGAGAUAAAACUCUUAUGAUUGACCGAUAUGAUGUUCGAGGCUAUUUGCACGAUUUGAAGCAAUAUGAGCCAAAACCUGGAGGUUAUGAUCAUUCGUCAGAUGAAGAAAAACUUAUAGAUGAAGAGCGGUACCGUUCCUUACGAACCGACAUGACCGAAGAACAACUUUAUCAAGAGGAGGAAUUGAAACGAUUACGUGCUGCUAUAGCUGGGGAUGGAGCAUAUCAUGAGAUAGGUUUCAGUUAUGAUAAUCCUGAAAGUGAUAAUGCAGAAGAAUCAUCAACAUUGAAAGUUGAAGAUCCAGAAGAUGAUCUGUACGAAAUACCUGAAGGUCUUAAAGUUCCUAAAGGAUUGGAAGUGUAAGCCGUAGUGAAGAUGAAGAUGAUGAUGGUCACUAUCUACAUCCUAGCUUGAUGUCUGGAAAGGCAAAUGAUGUACCCAAAUUUACAGUUCCAACUAUCAAUUUCCGUCGAAGUGAUGAUGACAGUUAUUCUUUACUGGUGAAAAAUUUACAACAACAUCGAAUGGAAGAAACUCCACAGCCAGAAAUUCUGGAGGAAAAUUCUAGUGAUGAUUCGAAAUCUAUGCCUGCUGAUUGCAAUCAAGAAAGUAGUGAUUUCCGUAACUUAAUGGCACUUCAGAGUCAUCAUAUUGUACCUCCUCCACCUGACAUUCAACCUAUUGUAAAUAAAAUGGCAGAGUAUGUGGCCAAGAAUGGGGAAGAUUUCGAGACUAUUGUCAAAAGCAGAAAGGAUAAACGUUUUGACUUUUUAAAUAGUGGACAUGAGUACUAUAAUUAUUAUGUUUACCAAAGAGAUAAUGCUAAGAAGCGUGACAGUGGCUCAUCAAACGAACAAAAUAAUGCUGGUGCAACUUCUCCCAGCUCUGAACCACGGUUGAAAGGAAAGGAAAGUGGUAUACCAUUCAUUUCAGUUACAAGUGAUGCUGAUGUUCCUUCCGAAAAUGUGUCCUCGAAUCGAAAAAAUCUAGACUCGGGGAAUGUUAAUUCGCGUUCAAUUAUUGAAGAUUAUGAUGCUCUAUAUUCUCUUGAUUCACAAGAAACUCCUGAACUGCAACCGAUGGGUAGCCAGGAUAGUAGUGAUUCUCUGGACUUUCUCAAUUCUCCUUCAGAUGUUGCUGGAAAAGAAGGAUCUAAACCUAAAAUUAGCAAAGUCUUGAAAGGUCCUAUAAGUUUUUCAUUAAAGGCAAAAGAAUCUGAAACUUCAACAGAGAAGUCAAAAUUGACCCCGGUGCUAUUAGGUGAUGACUCUGAUGAAGAUAAUCCUGAGAAACUCUUAACUGACAGGGAAGAAUCGGACAAACUAAAAAGUUAUUCGGAUGAUGUCCAUUUUAAUUAUUACCCUAAGCCAGUUGAAGAGCCUAAAAUACAAAAGCCCAAAGAUGAAGCCUUGGAAGCAAAACUAGCUGAAGAACGUAUUAAAGAUAAGUUAUUGGCAACUGCAAGAGAAAGAUUAGCUCAUCAAAGGAAAGAAAAACAGUUACAGCUUGAACAACAACAGCGCGCUGAACAGCUUAAAAAAGAAAAACAGCAACUCUUUGAGCAGCAGAAAAAAGAUAAAGAACUUCAACUUGAAAGGAAACGAAAAGCAGCUCUAUUUCUGAAAAUGCUGCAAAGGAGAGAUCCAGAUUCUGCUGCCACUGCUGCUGUACCAGCUCUUCUAAAAAAUGCAAAGAAAAAUGAUAUUCAAGAUGGCAAAAUAACUAAGAUUACAGAAUUUUGGUCACUUCCUGACACAUCAAACCAACCUACGCCAGAGCCUGGAAUUCUGUUUCCUUUAAACAAAAUCAUCAUAUCAACUGAAGAUUCUGGUUCCACCACCAUCAUUCCUGGUAUCAAAACAGAUUGGCUGGAUGGUAAUUCAGAUGGAUCUGCACCAGAAGAGCCCUCCUCUAGAGUUUCUGAUAAACCGAGUAGUGAUUCAGACAAAAACAUAUCCUCAAAGCCUGAAAAGAAGAAGAAGAGAAAAAGAAAGUCUCGAUCACGCAGUAGAGACAGGUCGCGUUCAUCCAAGUCAGCCAGGCGAGUGAAAGAUAGGCAUCGCUCAAAAUCUCCACCCAAACACUACAAAUUGGAGAAGUCUAAACGGGAGAAGGAGAAGCAGCUUCCUGCUGCUUAUGCAAAUAUUAACCGCUCAAGAAGUCGCUCUCGUUCCCCGAGACGUUACAGAUCGAUGCCUGCUUGGAGGAGAAGGUGAUAACAAUCUAGUCAGAUUUAUUUUUAUCGCCAUUGUAAAUCAGUUUUGUACAUUUGUAAAUAAAAUUUUAAGUUUCUUAUUGA
Molecule: messenger RNA, 2500 nt
Organism: Parasteatoda tepidariorum (common house spider)
Lineage: Eukaryota; Metazoa; Arthropoda; Arachnida; Araneae; Theridiidae
Source: RefSeq, a predicted model, not a curated record